CGGGGACAGCAUUUUCAAGGCUGGGACAUGAAGGUCGCUGUGUUGGACUUUGGGUCUCUCUUUGCCAAAAUCUUCAAGACCUCGACGGCGCCCCCGGGGCUGCCCUCGCAGGUCGCCCCCUCCGGCCACUGGGAAGGCGCUGCCACCGCCGGGUCGGCGGUCCCCACCCUGACCCUCCUCCCCGCCCUGGCGCCCGACUCGCCGUCCACCUCACGGGGGGCGCCCGCCUCGCUCCAUCCUCGGCUCACCGCCUCCUACCCCAGGGUCUCGGUCGCGAGCCGCGGGACAGAAGCAGUAGGGACCCCCUUCUCGCUGCCUAGUAGCCCCAGAGCAACCCAAGUCCAGGCCCUGGCCGUGGCCGCCUCCGGCGGGGGCGGCAGCGCAGCAGGCUCCCCGGCUCACCUGGCGGCGGUGCCGAGGCCGCCGCCCUGCCCGCCUGGCGGGGUGUGGGCCGCGCUGCCGUCGAUCGGGGGCGCCACUGGCAGCAGCAGUGCAGCCUCGAGCCCCCGGACCUCCCGCCAGCCUGGCCCGGACGACCGAGGUCCCAGCGCUUGGAUGCCCCCCGGGCCUGGCCCCAAGACCCUGUUCUUCACCCUGCCGGACAUUGGCGAGGAGUGGGCGUCGGACAGCGACUCGGAGGAGGGCGGAGACGCAAGAGGACUGUCCAAAGGGUCUGGAAAACACAAUUUUGCUGUGAAAAACAGAGAUCCUUUACCUACACAUUUUACAAGAAAUGUGCAGAAGGCCGUUGAUAAAUAUACCUGUGAGUCCGCAUCCUCAUUUUCAUCCAACGGAAGCCCUGUGCCCACAGAGGCCCCCAGCUCCUGGUCUGCGUCCGGGACACAGAGUUCGACCACUGGCUUGUCUACCGAAAGGAGCUCCGUUUACUCUUGGAGAGAUGACGAGUUUGACAAAACCAGCGCACAGAAAGUACAGAAGUUGUUCUGGGAGGUCGAGGAAAUGUUAUUUGAAGGGAACGAGAGCCCUCAGACCCAGAACCUCGUGGCCGAAUGCGCUGAGUGGGCACGACGGUCUGUCCACCUGAGAGUAUUAGGAAGACAGAUCGUCCUGCCAACUGAUGAAGGGGUCCGCCACUUCCAGGGCAGCGAGCCUCAUUCCACGGUCCACGAGUCCUUCUCAGGCACCCGUGAAUGGAACAGCAACAUCAGGCAGUUGUGCAUCUCGGGCUCUCAAAUACUCCCAGCAGCACUUGCAGCCCCGGCCAUGCCCGGUCCCGACUACACGGGAGUGGCCGACCUAAUGGCGUGUUCUUCCCUGCAAGAAGAGGUCUAUGAUGUGGAAGGAAAGAUUGAAGAAUAUUUCGCUUUUGACAGAAAAGAGGAUGAUGAUGAACGCAUUGGAUCAAAAUCAGCUCACCGUUACAGGACGUGGCGUAAACACGGACUUCCUCCCGUGUCUCCUCAUGAGUGCAUCAAAGAUGCCGUGGCUGCAGAAGUGUUCGAUCACAUGUGGACAAACGUGGUAGAAAUAUUGGAGAAGCUGAUUAGAAAAAACUGGGAAACUGCAUUCACAGGAAGAAAAAAACAGAAAGAAAACUUGAGAGGAGCUGAGACUAAAUCUCCACAGGUACUCGUUUCCCGCCUUACCACCACCAUGUCGAGUGUUCCUCCAUCCAGAAGUUCAGAAACUCGAAGCCUCUCCCUGCCUUCUCAUCUUAAUCCGCCUCAGAGUCAUCGCUUCUCCAACAAUUUUUAUAAUGAUCUGAACGGUGUGAUGACAAUUCAAGCAAAACCGCUUCAGCAGAGACCUACCCAUUUGGCUGAUAGGACACAGAAUGACCAAGAAGACAAACCCGUGGGUGUAGGCACCAGUGCGCUUUCCUCGGCACGCCGUCGUAUGGGACGGAUCUCAGACACUCGGGAGCUACAGACUCCUUCCAAGAAAACACCGGCCCACAGGAGGCUGCCUUCACUGGCCUCAGGCUCACAGAAGAUGAAAACCCCCAUUGUGGAUGGCGAUGAGCUGCUUAAGGGAACAAAACUGCAAACGGGCAUAGACCACAUGUCCUCCUCACCAAUCCCACCCUCGCGGAGCAGGUUACCCCCCAUAGGCGCUGAGGCAGCCGAGCAGAACGUGGCACUCCCCGGACCUCGCCCUGCCUCUUACAGAGGAAGGCAUGCACAAUGUGUGUUAAGUGCAAUACCUGAUAACAUGGCACGGUCACCUCGUCAGGAAAGAUCGCUGGUCACCGAACAGUUUUCAAGGCCCAGCACAACCCAUACGUUUCGGUCAGACAUGCCUCAAAAAGGUUCAUUGACACUGGUGGAAUUUGCUGGUCACACCUGGGCAGGUCAAGGUUUCCUUACAGGGUCACAGUAUCCACCCAAAUCUUUUCAGAGGACAACUUGGACUUUCAGAAAGAGAUUCCAGCUGGCAUCUUGAUGUUACUUUACCAGAACUACAGCACUUUGUUGGAGCAUUCAGAGCCAUAGCGUACCAUUUACCACUUGAAAAAUGGAAGAACAAAUAUUGUAUUGUGUACCUGUUGGUCUGAUGGCCUGAGAUAUUAAACUCUCUGAAAGAAAUUCAGACAAA
Messenger RNA from Pteronotus mesoamericanus, 2556 nucleotides. It is a transcript of the gene FAM149A, whose product is annotated as family with sequence similarity 149 member A. NCBI's taxonomy places the organism in Eukaryota, Metazoa, Chordata, Mammalia, Chiroptera, Mormoopidae. The transcript is spliced from 14 exons. The record is from RefSeq and is a predicted model, not a curated record. The coding region runs from base 28 to 2403 and encodes 791 amino acids.